AUAUUAGAUUACUUACUUUGUUAUGCGUCAUUUUCAUUACGCAAUCUCUCCAACUCUAUCGAAUCGCCCUGAAACAGAUUCCCUCAAACCGAUCGUAGCUGUUCGUUGUUCGUGGAUAAGCGACUUGGAUCGGAAGACACAAGAAAACGAUCUGACGAUGGUUUGUUUGGCAUGCCUGUUACCCCUCUUCCUCGUCCCGAUCGUCAACCUUCUCCCUUUACUCUUCUAUUAUAUUAUGGGAAAAGUCUAUGCGCUUUUCGGAUGGGAGUAUAGGAAGCCGGAGAGGGCUCCUCCGGCGUGUCCAUAUAAACCUGCUGCCAAGCAUGACACCCCCAGCAAAUUGGUGAUGGAACCUUUACAUGGUGAAGCAGCAGCGUAUGUUCCAAAACCAGUAGAAGUAAUCGAUGGCAAGCAGGAUUGAAGUCAGGCGACUUUCUCAUACGUGAAGUUGGCUCUCAAGGUCAUAGAUUUUAGCUCCAGUGAUCAUGAGUUGGAAUUGAAACCCAUGCCUUGAGGUGUGCUGUAAUAUAUCCAUUUAAAUCCUUUGAAACUCGAUUUGUAUGAAUUAUUUUUGAUGAAGUGUAUCUUGCCAAACUGAAAAUGGUGAGAAACUGUGAAUAUGAAUUCUAAAGCUUCUAACAGUGGGCUUAGUCCUAAUUCUCUUUAUCAUUAAACUUAACUAUUUUGCAGUUA
Messenger RNA from Tripterygium wilfordii, 693 nucleotides. RefSeq lists its product as uncharacterized. The coding region runs from base 23 to 421 and encodes 132 amino acids. NCBI's taxonomy places the organism in Eukaryota, Viridiplantae, Streptophyta, Magnoliopsida, Celastrales, Celastraceae. The transcript has 4 exons. The record is from RefSeq and is a predicted model, not a curated record.